AUGAUUGAAGAUCGACAGAGUGGAGGCCUCUUGCUUGCUUGUAGUGGCUUCGUGAGCUGUUCGCCUUCACAAGUACAUAUUGCGUCUUACAGCCAUGUGGAAUUUCUGUGCGUUCGUCUGUACAUGCUGAAAGAACUCGUCCAGACCAUCGACAUGGCCUCUCCUGUGGCAGCGCGGCGACGGUUCCUUGAGGCAGCACAUCGACUACCGAGUUCGCGAUGCUUGUACCCGAACAGCGUGCGGAGCUAUGCCACGGAGCGGAAGACGGAGGAGCGGGAGUCAUUCAAGGGGCAACUCUACCAGGCCACACAUGAGCGGGUGCAACGCGAGCGAGAGGAGCAGUCGCGAUUUGCGCGGAGCCGUGAGGCAGCGAAAAGCAGACGAGGCAGAGCUCCGUGGGUUGUGCCUUUUGUGCUCGCAGUAGGCGCGCUCGGUGGAUGGUUCUUUGGCAAGCAGACGCCCGCUGCGCCGCCGACCACUUCCACGCUUCCACUCACGCAGACGAAGCCGCCACAGCAUGACACCGCUCCUGCAACGCUGCAGGCCGCCUGGAGCGACUUCCGCGCGAUAGUGGGCGAGGAGAACAUCUCGACGCAAGAGGGCGACCUCAAGUCACAUGCGGGCAGUGAAUGGAGUACGCACUCUGCGCUACCGGGAGAUGUGCCCUUUGCCGUUAUCAAGCCUGGMAGCACAGAACAAGUUUCGGAGAUCAUGAAGGUGUGUCACAGGCGAAGGAUUCCUGUGACGGGCUACAGUGGAGGAACAUCAUUGGAAGGGCACUUUGCGGCGACCAGAGGUGGCAUUUGUAUCGACUUUAGUCGCAUGGACAAGAUUCUCGCACUCCAUACUGAAGAUCUCGACGUUGUUGUGCAGCCUGCACUGGGUUGGGAACUUUUGAACGAAGAGCUGGCGACUCACGGCCUGUUCUUCCCUCCAGACCCUGGUCCAGGAGCCAUGAUUGGUGGAAUGGUUGGUACCGGAUGCUCUGGCACCAAUGCAUAUCGCUACGGCACCAUGAAAGAUUGGGUGUUGUCUCUAACGGUUGUCAUGGCCGACGGCACCAUUCUCAAGACCAAGCAACGUCCGCGGAAAAGCAGUGCUGGCUACGAUCUCACUCGCAUGUUCAUUGGAUCUGAAGGCACUCUUGGUCUGGUCACCGAAGCUACACUGAAGGUUACUCCUAAACCUCAAACCACCAAUGUUGCGGUCUGCACGUUUCCCACCAUCCGGACUGCAGCAGACGCUGUGUUCCGCGUUGUCGGCGCAGGAGUACCCAUUGCUGCCAUUGAGAUUCUAGACGACGUUCAGAUGCGGUGCAUCAACGAGAGCGGCUCCACAUCUCGUGCCUGGAAAGAAGCCCCAACUUUGUUCUUCAAGUUUGCCGGCACACCAAGCAGCGUUAAAGAGCACAUCAGUAUAGUUAAAGAUCUGGCGAAGAAGGCUGGAAGCAAGACUUUUGAAUUUGCACGCUCCGAAGAUGAGCAGCAAGAGCUCUGGUCUGCUCGUAAGGAGGCUCUCUGGAGUGUCAUGGCGCAAAAGAAGAAUGACGGUGACAAGGUCUGGACUACUGAUGUUGCAGUUCCCAUCUCACGCCUACCAGACAUCAUUGAAGAAACAAAAGCAGACCUCGACAGGAGUGGCUUGAUCGGUGCCAUCGUUGGCCACGUCGGCGAUGGUAACUUUCACGCCAUCAUUCUCUACAACGAGAAAGAGCACGACGUUGCCGAUGCGGUUGUGCACAAAAUGGUCAAGCGAGCCAUUGAGAUGGAGGGCACAGCGACGGGGGAGCAUGGCGUGGGGCUCGUGAAGAGAGACUAUUUGAACCACGAGAUUGGCGAGUCGGCCGUGGAUCUCAUGCGAAAGAUGAAGCUAGCAUUCGACCCACUCUGUCUAUUGAACUGUGACAAGAUUGUACGGGUACAGCAACCAAAGCCAGGUGAGGUAGCAGAAUGGUAG
Messenger RNA from Ramularia collo-cygni, 1956 nucleotides. RefSeq names its product probable D-lactate dehydrogenase (cytochrome). The coding region runs from base 1 to 1956 and encodes 651 amino acids. NCBI's taxonomy places the organism in Eukaryota, Fungi, Ascomycota, Dothideomycetes, Mycosphaerellales, Mycosphaerellaceae. The transcript has 2 exons. Gene Ontology annotation, molecular function: D-lactate dehydrogenase (cytochrome) activity; D-lactate dehydrogenase (NAD+) activity; FAD binding. Gene Ontology annotation, biological process: lactate catabolic process. Gene Ontology annotation, cellular component: mitochondrion. The record is from RefSeq and is a predicted model, not a curated record.